AUGGUUGCCAAGGCCACUUAUGACUCAGCCCGCACGAGGAGACAGAGUAACUUGGCGGGCUGGAAAAGCCCAAGUACGGUCUUUGACGCAAUAUUAUCCACGUUAUUCUGUGCGGAACUGCCCCCCAGGCGCAAAGAUUCCGGCAAAGAACCAAGGCACCACAAGAUCAAGUUCCGUCGAAAGCAUUCGCCUAAGGAAGAAAAGGGAUGCCAAGCUGGCGACAAUCAGCCCGCUAACGGGGUAACUCAUCAGGAGAGAGGCACACUGCGCUGUAAAGAAAAGCCGUGUCUAAGAGAGGGCAAUGACCUUGCAAUUCGAAGCAGAGAGCAUUGUCGUGAGCGCUCUACAGCUAAGAAGCCUGAAGUCGCCACAUCCGGGAAUGAAAAUGGUAAGAAGACCCAAGGGCAUGGUGAUGGCUACUCUUCUUUGGACGGUCACAAAGACAAACAGUCACUGGACAAGGAGAGCGAGAAGUCGCGUGACAAGCUUUCCUUAGCCAAGGGCAAAGGCAACGGCAUAGGCAGGAGUAAGGGCAAGGACAAGAACAACAACCUGGGCAAGGACAACAACAGGGACAAGUCAUUUCUGAGCACCAAGCAAGAGCCUCGCGAGCACUGCAAACACCAGGAGGAGUCAAAGCCAGAGUCCACCACUGGCGACGACCCUGACUCCCUCAAAGGGUCUCACAACCCGAUGCCAGGCGCUCCAACAUCAGAUACCAAGUGGAAGAUAGAAAGGGUGAAGGACGGCUUCCACGCCCAGGCCCCGGGUCGCACUGGUCGCUAUCGAGAACUGAGAGACACUGAAUGGUUUCGGGUCCCAAAGCCGCCCGACGAGGCAUCCAGCUGGAAGUACAAGAAGUUGGCGAGCGGGUGGCUUGCUGGGAGCCCGGGUCGUACUGAUCGCGUACGGAACUUUGGAGAUGACACCUGGUCCCGUGCUGCUCAAUGCGGAGAGUCACAAGCUUGA
Messenger RNA from Anthostomella pinea, 969 nucleotides. Lineage: Eukaryota; Fungi; Ascomycota; Sordariomycetes; Xylariales; Xylariaceae. The record is from the annotation of a GenBank genome assembly.